GUUGGUGGUCACAUGUUUUUAAAUUUCAAAAAGCUGUCUGCUAACGUUUUGUAUUGCUCAUGUGCUUAUUGUCUAUUGUUAUACAGAGGAGUUCAUGUCUGGUAAAAGAAUAUUAUUGAUCGAACCCUUUUAUGGUGGUUCUCAUAAACAAGUUAUUGAUUUGAUUUAUUGCUUAUUUCCAAGUAUAUCUUCUAUACAUACGAUGCCGGCAAAAAAGUGGCACUGGAAAGCCUUGACUUCUCCACUGCAUUUAGCUCAAACAAUACCUAAAGAGCAUGACUUCUGUGUUUUAUUUGCAAGUUCUGUUCUACCUUUAGCAGAAUUUACAGCCUUAAGACCUGAUCUUGCUAGGUUGCAUAAAAUUGUAUAUUUUCAUGAAAAUCAAUUAGUAUAUCCAGUUCAAGAGAGAAAGCAAAGAUAUUUUCAGCAUGGUUAUAAUGAUGUAUUAACAUGUUUAGUAGCUGACAAAGUUUUGUUUAAUUCAUAUUUUAAUAAGGAAUCAUUGCUCAGCAAUUUGUCUACUUUUUUCAAUAUAAUGCCAGACUACAGACCAAAGAACCUGGAGGAUUUAAUUCGGCCUAAAUGUGAAAUUUUGUACUUCCCUAUUGACAUUCCAAAACGUAAUGUUAGGGAAAGUGGUGCUGUCUUCCAGAAUUGUAGUGAAAAAAGGAAAGAGAAAUUACAAGAAAAACUCCACAUUGUUUGGCCUCAUCGGUGGGAGCAUGACAAAGAUCCUGAAACAUUUUUUUCUGUCAUAUUCCGCCUUAAAGAUUCUGGUGAGGACUUUUAUUUAUCUGUUAUUGGAGAAACAUAUUCAGAAAAACCAAAAAUAUUUGAGGAGGCUGAAUUGCGACUGAGAGAGAAUAUAAUUAACUGGGGCUACAAAGAAUCGAAAACAGAAUAUUUUCAAGUGCUACACUCUGCUGAUGUUGCUGUUUCUACUGCAGUUCAUGAAUUUUUUGGAGUAUCUAUGAUUGAAGCUGCUUACUUUGGGUGUUAUCCACUCUGUCCUAAAAAACUAGCUUAUCCAGAAAUAUACCCAGAUAAAUAUCUGUAUAAUACACCUAACCAACUCUACAAAAGAUUAAAAUACUUUUGCAAAAAUCCUCUUGCUGCAAGAAACCAUAAAAAUGAAGUGGAUUUUUCUAAAUUUUCCUGGGAGACAAUGAAGACACAAUAUAUGAAAAUUUUCACCGAUUGUAUUAAUUAGCAUUAGUUUUAUUGCUUUAUCAAUCUUACAUAUAUAUUCUAUUUGAUAUGUAUAGUUCCAUUUG
Molecule: messenger RNA, 1274 nt
Organism: Stegodyphus dumicola
Lineage: Eukaryota; Metazoa; Arthropoda; Arachnida; Araneae; Eresidae
Product: tRNA-queuosine alpha-mannosyltransferase
Molecular function (GO): glycosyltransferase activity
Source: RefSeq, a predicted model, not a curated record